Molecule: messenger RNA, 1275 nt
Organism: Paramecium tetraurelia
Lineage: Eukaryota; Ciliophora; Oligohymenophorea; Peniculida; Parameciidae
Exons: 2
Source: RefSeq, a predicted model, not a curated record
AUGAAUGUGAUUUUUGUCAAUUUUUUUAUUCGAUACCUUUGGAUGGAAUAUUAUCAAACAAUUUAAUAUAUUGUUCAAAGCAGAUACCCUUAUAUGGAUAGCAUAAUUAAGUUUGAAGAGUAUAAGGGUGUGAUUAAUUGUAAUGAUGAUUAUGUGAUAUGUCUCCCGUAGAAUGAAUACAUUUGCUUAGAAGAGCUAAUGGAAUUAACAAGAUCUCAAUAUAUUAAGAUAUAUAUUGGAUAAGUAAUAUUGAUUGUUAAUAGAAUUUUGGAAAAAUUAAAUAAAUUAUUUGAAGGUCAAAAAAUGACUCAUGGAAAUUUGUGUCCAAAAAAUAUCUAUAUUUAGUUAAAUGAACAAAAAUUUAAUAUUAUUCCAAUACAGGUAGAAAUAGCUAAAAUCCAUUUUGUCAAUUAUGCAUUUGUAAAUUAAAACCAAUUCUAAUUAAAUAGAAUUAAAGAUAUUAAAGAUGUGAAAAAUUCUAUUAUAAGUUGGAUUUCUUAAUAUAAAACAAUAAGUGAUAUUAAAGAUUUAAUAGGAACUCUAGAUUAACAAAGUUCCUUGGGUUCUAUAAUAAAAUUAUUCACCAAUUUCGAGAAUCAUUGUUUAUUUAAUCUUUUAAUUAGAUAUGAUUGUAUAUAUCCCUGGAAAUUCAAAAAUGAUAAGUUUACUUUUAAUGAAGAUCAAAGGAAGAAUUCCUUAAAUAAGGUUCAAAAGUUUUAUCAAGAUUAUUAUCAAUAAUAAGAUAGAUAUAUAGAAUCUUGGUUCAAGCAUAGAUACGAUAUCCAUUAAGAUCAUCCAUUUUAAUUAGAAAUGAAAGAGAUUUAUAAAUUGAUUUUGGCUCAUAACUAAAAAGAUAUAUUUAGAAUCUUUUAAAUUUAAAGUGUUGAGUUCUUUAACGAAUAUUAUGAGAACUCUGAACUAGAUGGUAUUAUUAGAUAAAUUAAGGAAAAUCCAAUUUAUAAACAUUAAUAAAUACAUUAAUACUAGAUGUAAUAUAUAGGAGAUCAAAUUGAUCAUCUUGCUUAAAGAUAGGUAUCCUUUCAGCAAAAAAUAUAAAAUAUAUGGAAUACAUAAUUAAAAUUAAAAUUAUUAACAAAGUAAUAGAUUGCUUCUGCUUAUAAAAUAUUAUUAGCCUAUGAAUUAUCAAAAAUUAACUGUGAUGAAAUGAAGGAAUAUAAUAAAAUCUAUUAAAUCAUAUGUUUAUGUUUAGAAUAAUAAAUAGAUCAAUGUUUGGACGUUUAAUUAAAAAAAAAAAAUACUAAAAUUGAUGAAUGA